CCGGGCUGCCUGGUUGGCUGCCACCUUGGCUAUUCGUUCGUAUCGUCGACUCAUCAGCCGACGGUUGAGUCAUUCGUCGGAGAGGGUAAGAGUCCAGGGAGAGAAAAACUAAACACAAGAGGGAAUUAGAAGCUGUUUGGCAUACAGACCGCUUUUAAGCCAGAUUUCAGAUUUCAUCGCCAAACCAGCAGAAUUGGAUAGAUAUCAUGGCGGUCUCAUCGGGCAAACAGCUGCCCGCCGACUUGGAAUAUGUGCAGUAUGAGCACCGGCUUGAAGGCCAGUACCUCCCAGCCAUCCGGUCGCUCAUCUCAAAAGACCUGAGUGAGCCCUACAGCAUCUACGUCUACCGGUACUUUCUCUACCAGUGGUCUCAUCUUUGCUUCAUGGCCCUGGACCCCGAGGACGACUCACUCAUCGGCGUCAUCAUCUGCAAGCUCGAGGUUCAUUCGUCGCACUCGCCUCCAACUCGUCGCGGGUACAUUGCCAUGCUGGCUGUGGCCUCACAUUUCCGCGGGCGGGGGAUUGCCACCGCCCUGGUGAAAAAGGCAAUCGAGGCCAUGGUAGACCGCAAUGCCGAUGAGAUUGUACUGGAGACAGAGGAGACAAACACGCCUGCCAUGAGGCUGUAUGAACAGCUUGGCUUCAUACGGUCGAAGAAGCUGCAUCGAUACUAUCUGAAUGGGAACAGCGCUUAUCGAUUAGUCCUCCUCUUGAAAGCAGUGGACUCAGAUCGAAGCUCCAUCUAUGAUGAGAGCCAAAUCACAUAA
Molecule: messenger RNA, 767 nt
Organism: Trichoderma atroviride IMI 206040
Lineage: Eukaryota; Fungi; Ascomycota; Sordariomycetes; Hypocreales; Hypocreaceae
Biological process (GO): N-terminal peptidyl-methionine acetylation
Cellular component (GO): NatC complex
Molecular function (GO): protein-N-terminal amino-acid acetyltransferase activity
Source: RefSeq, a predicted model, not a curated record